UUUUUUUUUUUUUUUUUUUCCCUUCCUUCCCCUAAUUUCUCUACCCUCCUCUCGCUCGGUCCCUUCUGCUUCUGCCUUGUCUCUCUAAAAGUCCUCUCUCUCCUCCUUCGCUGAACGGCCCGAACCACGACGCCGUUUCUUCUCACCGUCGACCUCGCCCACCUCGCCAUCACCCGGCGAACUUCCUCUUUCAACGCCUUCAAACACCCCGAACUACAAAACCACCUCUUGCUUCUUCACCAGUUCACGCAGACCACCGCCACCACUACCACCACUUCACCCAAAUCCGACGAAGGGCGCCACAACACACGUGUGAAUCUUCCUGCACCACCGGUCUCUGCAACGUUUUCCAAAACCCGCUUGACGGAAGGCACGAAGCCUGGAGAGAGUUUUCGUCUGCACCAAUAAGUAAAAGAUUCGUUAUUUCACUCUGGACUCUGGAGACUCUGGAUGGCAUUUGUGUAGCCAUUAAAGGUUUCAUAAACGAGCGGAUCACUAUCGAAAACGGGAUUCCGUCUGAGGAGAUUGCAGCAUGCGAGAUCAAGCAAGCAGAGUUUUUGUUGUUUUGUUAUUUAAAAGUUCUGGGAAGUGUUUAAUUGUUCAUUGGCGACAAGGUCACAAGGAAGAGUGCCGUCCACCUAGCAGAGUUCACCAGAAUAUUGGUUUGAGGAACAAAGAGUUUUGAUCGAAAGCAAUGGAUCUCACGCCGUUCAAGCGGGACGUUGAUGAGCUAAUAGAUGAAUUUACUAAGGCUGAAUCAACGAGUUUGGCUGAUAUGAAGAGGAUAUGGCUUUCCAAAAAGUUUUCUUACAUUUACGAGGCUCGGCCUUCUACCAACUUAGCCUUCUUCAUGCAGUCAUUGUAUGCACAUUCGAUUGGAUACAUAGUCGACACAGCUUCUUUAUCACACAGAGUGGGUGGACUCUAUUGCCUUUUCUGUCUCUAUGAGACUCAACCAUGCAAACCUCCUUUCAAGAUUUAUAUAUCUCUUGAAGAGCUGAAGAAACUUCGAAAGCUUGUUAUUGAUGCAAAGGAAAACAAUAUAAAAGUGGUAUCUUCCUUGGUAAGAAAAAUGCUAGAAAAGAAUACUUUCCUCUUUGGGUUCGUGGAUACAAAUGAAGAGUCUUUUGCGGAGACAGUAAACCAACUGACACAAUUACAGAAUGCUCGAGUUCAAGUUGCCUACAAGGAGUUAUUUGCUAAUACUAAGAUUGAGGACUUUCUCCACAUGGACUUGGGAAUGGAAGUUGACCUGAAUACACUUAAGAAAAUGUCAACAGAGUAUGCAGAGGCCAAGAAAAUAGCAAUUACGGAGGCCAGCAAGGUUGUGGACGUUGGGGAUAUAAAGCACAUUGCAGAGGGUAAGGAACUGGUUGGAGAUGUAGCGGAGAAGAUGGUUGGGCAAUGGGAUUCUCAAAGAGAAGUCUUUUAUCGACAAACAGGGGCAAACCAGCGACAGCUGCAACUGAUGAGUGACGAUGACAAUGAUGACUUUGAUAAGGAACUGGAACAGCUGCUAUCUGGAGCAGAUUAUACAAGCAGUUGAAAUUGCAUUGUUUUCUGCAGAUGAUAGUAGUGAGCCGCCGGCGGAGAUGAUGGUUUUUGCUCUGGCUGAUGUUAUCGUGAUUUUAUUUUUGAUACUGAGGCCUCCACCUGGGAUUUUGCUGAAGAAAAUGGUGAAGUCUAGCGGCUGGGUUGUUUCGGUACUUAGUGGGUUUGGACCCAAAAUAUGAAGUAUGAAUCAUGGCAGCGGUGAUCUCACUCGAUGGAUGAAAUUUUUUUGAAUAGUGUAUGAAUAGAGGAAGGUAAAAGAAGUAUCACUACAAUAACUUUCAGUACUUUCGAUUAGGUCAGGGCCAUUCCACUAAGUUAAUAAGUCACCCAUUUCACCUGUUAAUACUCGUUAAUUGAGCCGGCGUGUGUACGGUGUGCGUGUGAGAGAGUUUGAGGACACCACAAAGUUUAUUUGGUAAUGACACAUUAAUGUGUUUUCAUUAAGUUCUAUGUAAUAUAUUAAAGAAAAUUAUUAUUAGCAUUUCAAAAAUCUUAUUUGGCAUUCUAUACACUUGUGAAGGGUGCCAAAUGAGAUUUUUGGAGUGCUAAUAAUAAUUUCCUAUAUUAAAAAGUGUACUUUGAUGUAAUCUAAGUUGCGGCAGAUGUAGUACGUAAUGAAAUGCUAAUGUUUAUAUUAA
This is a messenger RNA of Pyrus x bretschneideri (Chinese white pear), 2192 nucleotides long. RefSeq lists its product as uncharacterized. Gene Ontology annotation, biological process: snRNA transcription by RNA polymerase II; snRNA transcription by RNA polymerase III. The coding region runs from base 695 to 1546 and encodes 283 amino acids. Gene Ontology annotation, molecular function: sequence-specific DNA binding. Lineage: Eukaryota; Viridiplantae; Streptophyta; Magnoliopsida; Rosales; Rosaceae. Gene Ontology annotation, cellular component: snRNA-activating protein complex. The transcript is spliced from 11 exons. The record is from RefSeq and is a predicted model, not a curated record.